Molecule: messenger RNA, 513 nt
Organism: Penicillium waksmanii
Lineage: Eukaryota; Fungi; Ascomycota; Eurotiomycetes; Eurotiales; Aspergillaceae
Product: PaaI family thioesterase
Exons: 2
Coding region: 1-513 (170 amino acids)
Molecular function (GO): fatty acyl-CoA hydrolase activity
Source: RefSeq, a predicted model, not a curated record
AUGUCGGAAGCCGGAAUCCAACGCCCAGCGCGCCAGCUGGACGAAUUCGAAGAGCUCGUCUUCGAGUAUACAAGUCGCAUGGGCCUGGGCAAUGAAGAGCACUGGGAUGUCAACGGCCGCGACUGCAACCUCCGCUUUGAAUCCGCAACCCGCGGUCCACCGGCAAAGGUCUCCUUUCUCCUCAAAAUCACCCCAGCACUCAGCAACUACAUGGGAAACCUGCACGGCGGUUGCGCCGCAACUCUCAUCGACGUACUAUCAACGACAAUCCUCUUGGGCGUGUCCGAGCCUGGCAAGUUCUCCCUCGGCGGCGUGAGUCGCAACCUCAAGCUCACAUAUCUCCGUCCUGUGCCGGAGGGCAUCGAAGCGCGCAUCGUUUGUGAGAUUAUUCAUGUCGGGAAGCGAUUGGCGCUGCUGCGGGCUGAAAUUCAAAGGGCCGAGACGGGGGAUGUUUGUGUUGUUGGCGAACAUGAAAAGGCCAAUACUGAUCCUGAAGUGAAUCAACGCAUUUAA